Toxotes jaculatrix (banded archerfish) is the source of this 2702-nucleotide messenger RNA. It is a transcript of the gene apcdd1l, whose product is annotated as adenomatosis polyposis coli down-regulated 1-like. NCBI's taxonomy places the organism in Eukaryota, Metazoa, Chordata, Actinopteri, Toxotidae. Bases 352 to 1908 code for a protein of 518 amino acids. Gene Ontology annotation, cellular component: plasma membrane. The record is from RefSeq and is a predicted model, not a curated record. Gene Ontology annotation, molecular function: Wnt-protein binding. Gene Ontology annotation, biological process: negative regulation of Wnt signaling pathway. The transcript has 4 exons.
ACGAGAGACAGGGAGAGAGAGAGAGAGAGAGAGAGAGGAUCUACUCUCCCUCUCGCCAACUGAAGAGAAGCACCAGUGUGGAGUAGCUGCAUGAAGCAAGUGGUUCCAACUGAGGACUUUCUUAUCAGACCAUGGAAGCUAAGAAGUGGAGGUAAAAGAACAAGAGAAGAAGAAAAAAAGUCCCUGCUGGCUUAACAGGAGACCAGAGUUUCAUCUGAGGGAUUACUGGACAUUUUAUAUAUGACCUCCUGUCAUGGUGAUAGCCCACCUGACCAUCUCUUGUUGACAGGAGCCUCUGUGUGUCUUGGAUUUCCCAGGGAUCAAAGUUUGUUUUCAGAGCACAGUGCGUGAAUGAAGUACGCGGAAGCAGGAAACAUGUCAAACGGACGUUUCAGUCACCUGUUGAGGGGAGUCUGGCUGCUGUGGCAAGCUGUGUUUGUGGCUGGGACUGGGAGCAAACUAUGGGAGGUGCCCACAGCCUCCUUUACUUCCUCAUUCAACCUCAGUGAGAGUCUGCAGUGGGAGCCCCACUGUCAGUACCACCACCUACAGGACAGAGUGAGAAUCACAGCAGACAUCCCCCCAAGACUGGAUGGCACAUGGGUGUCAACAAGAUGUGAAGUACGGCCAGGUCCAGAGUUCCUCACUCGCUCCUACACUUUUCAUCCCAGCCGUCACUUCCAAGUCCUGCAGCACUACUACACUGACAGCAGCUGUGAGGACCCGGCCUACUCCCUGAUGAUCAGGGGGAAGCUUCGUCUGCGCCAGGCCUCCUGGAUCACCCGUGGAGGCACAGAGGCUGAGCACCACCUCAGCAAGGUGGGCAUCGUGGUUCACAGCCUGGCAGCCAAGCAGAGGCUGUCCUCCAGGCUGCCUUCAACCUGUGUGGGUCUGACCCUGGGUCGAGCAGUGCCAGGGAAGCUGUAUGAGCUGUACAACACCCGGGCAGGGAGGGGGUGUCUGGCAGCGCUGGGCUUCUCGGUGAUGGAGAUGGGUCUGAUUCGGGUGGAGACGCAACACCACAACCAUGGAGGGAAGAUCCAAGAGCUCUUUUUAGGGGACAUCCACACUGACUGGACUCAGAGGACUCAUUACAGACCGACAGGGUACCAGCAGCCGCUGCAGAAUGCCAUGCAUCACAUCCACCCAUGCCCGGUGUGCGCUCUGGUGUACCGCUCCUCAGAGCAGCGCCCCCCGGUGUUGCCGCGCAGGCCUGCUUCCCCUCUGUCUCUGGCUGGCCGUUGGGUCAGCCAGCACUGUGAAACCCGUCCCACUGUCCUCUUUCUCACCCGAGACUUCACCUUUGAUCCUGAUCAGCACGCAUGGGAGGGCAUCUACCGGCACUACUCUGACCCCACCUGCUCUCAGGUCACAUUCACCCUGAGAGCCUCGGGCCACUACGCUCAAGGAAACCCCUCUGCAAAGGUCUCAGGAGCCACUGAGUUUGUCUUCAAGGUCACCCAGGUGAGAGUCACAGCCAUGGAUGAGCCCACAGCCAAGCUGCUGAACGGGACCAGGCCAGGAAAGUGUGGUCAGGCAGGAGGCUGGGAGGUUGGUGUGGAGCAGGAUUUGACCCCCACAGAUGGGUGCACGGUGCUGGGAAUCAAGCUGCCACAUAAGGAGUAUGAGCUCUUCAAGGCUGAGCUGGACCACAGGAAACACCCACUGCUGUUCAUCGGAGAGAGGCCGACAGAUGGGUCCAGUCCUGAGCGACCGCAGAGGAGACCCACUUCCUUUCAAGCUCCCAUGGUGCUUUGCAGUGGAGGGGAGACACAACCCUCACACCGCUAUGGACAAGGUUUUAACAGCAAGCAGGUUCAGUUAGCGGCCAAUGGGACAGAGAGACUGACACAGCUGGUUUUACUGGUGUUGUGUUCUGUGCUGUGCAGCUUGUUCUGCGUUUAUUAGAGACACUGUUCACAAAUCAAACCUGUUACACAGCUGAAGUCACUGAUGGACAUUGUUUUCUGGCAGCUUUCCUUCACUCCUCCUCCAUCUGAUGAUGACCACAUGUGUGAUGGUCAAGAAAAAUCAUGAGACAUUCAAGAGAGCUCAGUAAAUUUCAAUAUCUGGCUUUCAUAUGCUGCCUGUAGGUUUGGUUUAAUGACUCUUCGGCUGCAUUUCUACCUACAACUAAUCUGUAUAUAAACCUCCAGCAUAUACAAGUGCCAUCAUUUCAGCAUGUAAAAAUAUAUUCUUUUAAACCAUGCUCCUUGUGUAUAAUGAUCAGUUCCUUUUUCACAUUUCUGGGCGAAUGCUGUUUUCUGUCAUACUGUAAUAACAAAGCAAGAUCACAGUGCUGAAAUGUGGAUCAGUUAUUUCAACAUCAAAAUUAAAGCCAUGGACAUUCCAGUGGACUUUUCACCAAGAUGCAGUAUAGCUAAUGCACUUUGUACAGAACAUUUUUUUUUUUACCAGCAUACUGAAAAGAAAAGUAGCCGGAAAGCAGAAAAAGAGUUGUCUGCACUCUAACUGUGCAACACUGUGGUGUGAAAUGUCGCUUUAUCUCUGUCCUCUUUCAAAGGAGGUGCAUUAGUCUGCUUUUGUAUCAGCAGUCAGUCUAAACAAAUCGGAAGAAUAUUUAUUUUAACCAUUUAUACUGUACUUUUUGAUAAAAAGAUGAUGUUUGUCUAAUAUUUUAGUUAGUUUUGCCAUUUAAGAAGUGAUUAUUUUCUAUGUGUAUUAAAAAUGGCUUUUCAUAA